Molecule: messenger RNA, 753 nt
Organism: Orbilia oligospora ATCC 24927
Lineage: Eukaryota; Fungi; Ascomycota; Orbiliomycetes; Orbiliales; Orbiliaceae
Exons: 2
Coding region: 1-753 (250 amino acids)
Molecular function (GO): beta-phosphoglucomutase activity; sugar-phosphatase activity
Source: RefSeq, a predicted model, not a curated record
AUGGGCUCCCUCGCGGAAACUGUCGCGACCGAACAUUUCACCGCCAUUCUCUCUGAUAUGGACGGCUACCAAACCGCCAGCACAAUCUUCGACUCUACCGCGGCUGUCGUCCUCCAUUGGACCCGCAUAGCCAACGAACUCAACAUUCCCCCAUCCUCAAUCCUCUCUACCUCCCACGGCCGUCGCACAAUUGACAUACUCAAAAUUCACGCCCCUCACCUAGCAACGGAAGAAUACGUCCACCAUGUUGAAGGCCUAAUCCCCAAGCUCUACGCUUCAGACGCAAAAAUUCUACCCGGCUCAGAAGCCUUGAUAGCUAAACUCAUGGAAUAUGGCACACCCUGGGCUAUCGUCACAAGUGGGACCAAUGUAUUGGUAGGAAGCUGGAUGAAAGUCAUGGGUCUACCGUUGCCAGAGAGCUCGGUCACAGCAGAUAAUGUAAAGAACGGGAAGCCGGACCCGGAAUGCUAUAACCUGGGUUUAUCGAAGGUUUUCGGUGUGUCUGUAGGAUCGGAGGAAUUUGAAAAGAUCGAUAAAAAGAAGGUCGUAGUUCUUGAGGACGCCCCGGCCGGAAUUACGGCCGGUAAAGCAGCUGGGUGUACAGUUAUUGCUUUGACAACUACGCAUAGCCGUGCUGAGGCCGUAGAGGCAGGUGCCGAUUGGAUUGUAAAAGAUCUCAGCGCUGUAAGGGCGGUCAAAGGCGAUAUAGGAGGUAUAGACCUAGAGAUCACUGGUGAAAGAGUUUCAAGAUAA